AAGGCUGCAGCGGAAGAAAAAAAACAGGCAGAGCUGAAACAUCAACAGGAAUUGGUGAAACAGAAAGCAGAAGCAGAGGCCAAAAAGAAACACGAGGAAGAGUUGGCAAAGAAGAAACAAACAGAGGAGUUGGUUAAGAAAAAACACGAGGAAGAGUUUGCCAAAAAGAAACAUGAUGAAAAGAAUGACCCAAAGAAACAUGAUGAAAAAAAAGACCCUAAGAAGCACGACGACAAAACUGAUCCAAAGAAGCAUGACGGCAAAACUGACCCAAAGAAACACGACGAAAAAAAGAGCCCAAAAAAGCACGACGACAAGAAAGAUCCAAAGAAAAAAGACGAUAAAAAGAACGAAAAAGGUAACCAGCAACAGGAACCCAAUUUUCCCAGUCCUGAUGUCCCAGAUGUUCCACCAGGGCCUUCACCGGACACCCAACCAGACCCACNGCCCAAAAAAGCACGACGACAAGAAAGAUCCAAAGAAAAAAGACGAUAA
This is a messenger RNA of Rhagoletis zephyria (snowberry fruit fly), 495 nucleotides long. The record is from RefSeq and is a predicted model, not a curated record. Lineage: Eukaryota; Metazoa; Arthropoda; Insecta; Diptera; Tephritidae.